AUGCAUGCCUGCAUACUAGUGCAAGCCUCUACUAUGAAUGGUUUAACGACAUUUCACAUAAACUAUUGUCAUUCGCUGACCCUGUCUGAAGUGUUGCCCCUUUUCAUUGUGUUCAUCAAGCAGUGUACUUUCAACGCCUCUUUCCUCUCUUCACCAACCUCGUCGGACAUCUCCCCAAUACGCCGUCAACAUCCCAGGCGCUCUUUCUCUUUUAUCUGCUACAUUCUCCUUCUUCUCGCCUUUCAACUUCCCUGGCAAUUUGCUCAAUUUGCUCUCUUCUCCCAACUCAUCUCCCUUAUGGCCACUUACGCCCUCGUUGCUAUGGUAACGGUCCUCUCCUCCACCCCCCAUAAAUCGGCAACUUCGUCUACUGACGUAGUGACAGUUAUAAUGCUCACAAGUCUCUCUCGACGCCUGCUUGAGAUUCUCGGGUGUCAGGUUGUUGCCUUAAUCAUCUCCUGGGUUCUGCAGUUCGGAAAUCGUCUUCUCCUCACUUCGACGUAUCUCCCGUGUUUGUUUGGCUGUUUUCUUGCUCACUUGAUAUUCCUCUCUAUGAGUUGUCUUCUCAUCUCUUUGAUCAUUCGAUUGCUGCUUCAAUAUGGACUGGCUCUUGAGUUCUCCGAUGGAGCUCACAUUAUUGACUUACUAAAGGUGAAACUUCUUCGCGGUGCACCAACCUUUCACACCCUCCUCUACACUUGCGCUGCCGCUUUCGAUUACCUCCCGAUUGCCACUUGGGUAAAACUCUUUCAAACUCUCCUGCUACCGGGGGCCAUUUUAGCUGCUCUUCUGACUUUCAGACAAGCACUUCUUCCAUUCAGGUCUGAUUUUUCUAGUUCAAGCAAAUCCAAGUCUUCUCAAAUCUCAAAAUCCAAUACCUCAAUUACUAAGAAAUCAGUAAUUACCACCACAGGGAAAGAUGACGACAGUGAUAUCACUGAGGUGGAAGCCGGAGCUUCAGCCAUCUCCAGUAAAUCUUGGAGUCUCCAAGAGCAAAUCCUCUUGGCUCGAAUAACUCCCAUUCUUAUAGCUGAUGUAGUGUCCGUUUUUGUCAUCAUUCAGCUUUUCGCCUUUGGUCUGCUUGCAUCCUUGGUAAUGCGACUCAAGCUCUUCUUCACUCCUCAACUCUGUCUCUCCCUAGCGAUACUUGCUCAAUCGCGUCUCUUCUUCGGUUCCCAUAAAGUUCUUCCCCACACUCCCUCCAAUUGCCUCAAAAGGAGGACGUUGUCUUGGAAGAAAUUGCUUCUACUAAAUGCGGCUUUUGUUGGUGCAAUUGCUCUCUCCGCACACCACGGAAUCCCCAAUUUGAGGGUAGGCCUUGUGGUUUUAGCAAAUAAGUAG
This is a messenger RNA of Rodentolepis nana, 1341 nucleotides long. Lineage: Eukaryota; Metazoa; Platyhelminthes; Cestoda; Cyclophyllidea; Hymenolepididae. The record is from the annotation of a GenBank genome assembly.